GCUGCCCCCCUCUAGCACACAGAAUGGUUUUGCCCGUGGACCCGCUCCAGCUCUCUCAGCUCACACAGCUCCACAAUAUACUGAUUUUUUUGUCUGUCAGUUUGCUGUAGUAAUGCCGUUACACGCCACAAACGCUGCGGGAACACUACCGGGGCUGGACGGUUCCUCCACCGCUGCAACGAGUCUGUAAACGGCUGUCCGUGUCGUCCGGAUGAACCCCGCGGAAGAGCCGCACUGCCAGCGCCUGGAAUAGACAAGGCAGUCCUAUUCCCCCCUGUCCACCCCCUCCCUCCCUACCCUCCUCUGGGGCUGUAAAUAAGCCAGGGCUGUGUGGACCCUUGAGAAGUCCUCCCCCUCUAUUCUCCUCUAUCUCCAUCCCCCGGCCCACUCAGCCUCCACCGCUCUGCUGAAAGGUGCCAGGGAGAUGCUCAGAUGAUCCAUCGGGCCGCUCUGAACCACCACACGGCCCCGGACAGGGAAGACUAACCGGAGCGUGAGCGAGCCCUCGGAGAUCCCCCACAACUACCCCCCGCCAAGCCUGGCAGAAAGCUCGGCUUGCCCCUUCACUCCUGCAGCCCCUGAGAUGCCCUCCCCUCCCAAUGAUGGAGAGGAUCAAGGAGCGUCCCCCGUGAACGGGCCAUCUGUGGGCUCCUACCAGAGCAGUGGGAAGAGGAAGAUGCACACCAAAAAGAAGAAAGGCACCAUCACUGCCAACGUGGCUGGCACCAAAUACGAGAUUGUUCGUAUCGUCAUCAGUGAGAUGGACUUCCUCAAGACCCGGGACGAAGACGAGACGGCCAACCUCAUCUGGAACGACUCGGCCGUGCAGCACGAGAAGAUCGCUGAGCUCAGGAACUAUCAGAGAAUUAACCAUUUCCCUGGCAUGGGCGAAAUCUGCCGGAAAGACUGCCUCGCGAGGAACAUGUCCAAAAUGAUCAAGUGCCAGGCUCAAGAGUACAGCUUCAUACCCAAAACCUGGAUCUUCCCCGCCGAAUACACUCAGUUCCAGAACUACGUCAAAGAGCUACGCAGGAAACGCAAGCAGAAGACCUUCAUCGUCAAACCUGCCAACGGAGCCAUGGGUCACGGGAUCUCGCUCAUCCGUAACUGUGAGAAGCUGCCGGCCCAGGAGCACUUCAUCGUCCAGGAGUACCUGGACAAGCCCUUCCUGAUGGAGGGCUACAAGUUCGACCUGCGCAUCUACAUCCUGGUGACGUCCUGCGACCCACUGCGCAUCUUCCUGUACAACGACGGCCUGGUCCGCAUGGGCACCGAGAAGUACCAUGCCCCCAGCGAGGCCAACCUGAGCCAGCUCUACAUGCAUCUGACCAACUACUCGGUCAACAAACACAACGAGAACUUUGAGCGGGACGAGACGGUGGACAAAGGCAGCAAGAGGUCCAUCAGCUGGUUCACCGAAUUCCUCCGCACCAACGACUACGACGUGUCCAAGUUCUGGGGAGACGUCUCCGAGCUGGUGGUGAAAACGUUGAUCGUUGCUGAGCCUCACGUCCUCCACGCCUACCGCAUGUGUCGCCCCGGACAGCCACCAGGGAGCGACAGCGUCUGCUUCGAGGUCCUGGGCUUCGACAUCAUCCUGGACCGCAAACUCAAGCCCUGGUUACUGGAGAUCAAUCGAGCGCCGAGCUUUGGGACCGAUCAGAAGAUUGAUUACGACGUGAAGAAAGGGGUGCUGCUCAACGCUCUGAAACUCCUCAACAUUAGGGCCAGCGAUAAGAAACGCAACCUGGCCCAGCAAAAGGCGGAAGCUCAGCGACGGCUCUACGGACACGGAUCCAUGAAGAAGCUCUCAGCUGCUUCCUCGGACUGGGAGAAACAACGUCACACGCUGGAACGAAGGAGAGAAGAGCUGAAAGAGCGACUGGCACAGGUCCGCAAGCAGAUUUCCAGGGAGGAGCAUGAAAAGCAACAUCUGGGGAACUACAGACGUAUUUACCCCCCAGAUGACAAGCUGCUGCUGGAGAAGUAUGAAAGCCUGCUCUCGGCUGCCUUUCAGACCUUCCUCGCCGGGCGAGCUGCCUCACUUCAAAAGGAAAUGAAUAAUCCUCUGAAACGAAUGAAGGAGGAGGACAUUUUGGACCUUCUGGAGCAGUGUGAGCUGGACGAUGAGAAGCUGAUGGGCAAAUCCUCCCGGCAACGAGGCCCUAAGCCGCUGACCGCCAUGCCGGAGUGCAGUCAGACGCCCAGACGCCAGAGGCCGGACUACCUGGCCGACUUCAGCAGCGGCAGCAGCGCCGAUAACUCCUGCACCUCUUCAGAUGAGGAGGAGGAGGAGAAGAGGAAAGCUGGAGGAGGAAGAGGCGGAGAGAAGAGAGGGGAGAAGAAAGUUUCCUACGACCUUGGGGAGACCAAGGAGAAGAACUUGGCUGAGCGUUCAGGUCGCAUGCACUUGAAACCUCCAAUCAAGUCGCUCAAAUCCGGCGCCGCCCCCACCGCCUCGCCGACGCUCUCUGGGCCAAUCAGGCGCUCCAUCUCCUGCCCGCGCUCCAUUGCCUCCCUGAUCGAGGUGCGAACGCUGCCAGUCAGGCCGUCGCCCGCCGUCCCCAUGGCCACGCCCCUCGCCAGGCCCAGCUCCGCCACGCUGCGCUCCCAUUCGCUGAACCGCAGUGGCUCCGCCCACCGCGUGCCUCACAGCAACAGCCUGGGGACCAUCCACGCCAACAUGGGAGAGCCGCUGAUCAACCUGCGGAGUAAAGAGCAGGAGGCUGAGCUGGUCCGUCAGACUCUGGCCGUCCUCACCGCCAUGAGGAUCCGAUUCCCAGGAAAAACCGAGGAGGAGGCCGAGGCGGUGCUGGAUGAGAUUCUCGACAACUGGAAGUAUCACAAACCAAAGGUGGCCUCCUACUGGCUGGUGAAGCUGGACUCAACCAAACAGCGGAAGGUGUUGGACAUCGUUCGCACCAACGUUCGCUCGGCGCUGCAGCGGAUCUGGAGGGAACCGGAAGUGGACAGCCUCCACCUCUACCGGCUCUUUAACCGGGUCUUCAACCGGCUGCUGUGGAGCCACGGACAGGGCCUGUGGAACUGCUUCUCCAACACUGGCUCAUCGUGGGAGACCAUCUUCAGUAAGAGCAGCGAGGUGGUGUCGCCUCAGGAGCUGCAGUGCUGCCGCCGGCUGGUCCAGCUGUGCCGGGACUGCCUGCUGGUCGUCUACAAGUUCGUGUCCGAGUCCCGCGGCUCUCUGACCGGACUCAGCCCCGAGUGGGAUGACACGAGGUAUCUGCUGCCAGUGACCUCCCAGUUCAUCAUGAAGUGGCCUUCGUCCAGCUUUGGCCGCCUGUCCUCGGCUGUGCCGCGCUCAAGCAGCCUUUUUGCCGCCAGGAUGGGCCACUUCUGAGGUCACCGUGGCAACCCUGGCUCCCGACACCUUCGCCUUUUGACCUCCCGUCCCUCAAACCGCCGCCACCGCCCAGCCAAACCCACAUCUUCCCGGUGUGGAUCUGACUUUGGUCGACCAGACCGGGGCUCGACUCGGCCCCGAGCCCUUUGUGGAAGAUCGGCGGAUUCUAUUUUUUGUUUUUUUGGAUCGGCCGCCGUUCAGACCAGCAGACCUCCGGUUCCCUCUGUCCCUCCUUCACUUCCCCCCUCGGUUCUCGUUGUAACCGCUGUAUUAUAGCCAGUGUACAGCUAGAAGUCAUGGUACUGUAAAGGGAACGAGUAACAAAUACUAAACAAUGCAAGGAUGAUUUAUUUAUUUAUUUAUUUUCUCAACUCCGUGGAUGCAGUGAAUGCAGAAUGCAGAGCAACAAGUGGAUGUAAAAAAGAAAAAAAAAAAGCUUUUAAUUUUUUGUUUAAUUUAUUUCCUAACUUAAACCAGAGGCUUUAUUAUUAACGGUCACUUUAUGUUGUAGUUUUUUUGUUUUUUUAGCGAGGAGAUGGGGCCCGGAGAAGUGAAAAUGUUUUACCUUCUGAAUGCUAAUGCUUCAUGGUUUCCCUGUGUGAAGAGCAGCUAACAAAGCAACAUGGUGUUCAGAACAUCAGCGUAGUGAAGAGCCAAGCCGACUCUGAUGCCACGGCGUGAAGAGCUGAAAAAGCUCUCGGAGCGCCCGCCACUUCCUAAUAAAGCACUUUGCAGUUUGUCACGGAAAAAACGGAGCGAGAUAAAGAGCGGCUGCACAUUAGUAGAGUCUGCAUGCCUAGAUUUAGUCCCUUUAGACCCAGCUGUAGAUGCUAGAGAGAGGAGCUGCGUUUGGAUUAUACUUGAAGUUUUGUGUUGUCAUUAAUCAUCGUGUCUUCGUACCGGCUGAAGGAGACACUUGUGGAUGUGUUUGGAGGCCGGGAAUCACAGGUGUGCCAACAAAACGCACGUCUACGUCACGUGUUUGUUUGUUUUUUUUCACUGCAGGACUUCAGUUUGACAGUAUUAAGUGUUGCUCAGACAAACACGGUGUUCUGUGUCGGUAGUUUGUGCGUUUCCCACCAGCUGACGGUAAAUAAAGAUGGUAGUCAGAGCGUUUUUAUUUAACUAUUUGGACUAACAGGUGUAGCAGCGACGCUAAAAGCUAAAACUGCUCAGUUUUCCUCCCUGUAAACUGAACAUCCAUUCACAAUGCCAAAUAUUUUUAUUUGCCUGAUUUUAUUUGUGUUAUUUAAGAGUAGGACUUCUUUUUCAUUGGAGGUAUGAGAUUUUUAAUUUUACAUAGCAAUAAAAUGUUUAAACAAA
Molecule: messenger RNA, 4684 nt
Organism: Acanthochromis polyacanthus (spiny chromis)
Lineage: Eukaryota; Metazoa; Chordata; Actinopteri; Pomacentridae
Gene: ttll7
Product: tubulin tyrosine ligase-like family, member 7
Exons: 21
Coding region: 584-3358 (924 amino acids)
Biological process (GO): protein polyglutamylation; microtubule cytoskeleton organization
Cellular component (GO): cilium
Molecular function (GO): tubulin-glutamic acid ligase activity; tubulin binding
Source: RefSeq, a predicted model, not a curated record